AUGCAGCAAGAAGGCACAUCAUCUCCGUCACCUCGCCUAUGCCACCGCUUCAAUACGCUCAUCUGGUCGUGUCUUGACGUUGAUCUAUACAAGUCUGCUCUAUUUUAUGCGGAGCGUUACUUUGUGCUUGACACAAAUAAUCACGACGCUCGCCAUCUCUAUGCAACCGCACUCUUACGUUCUGGCCAGCCACACUCUGCGCACUUCCUUGUGAACCUUCCUACGGACAUCCGGUGUAGUGGCUGUUUCGAGAUUAAGGCGAAGUGCUGUACUGCGCUGGGGAGACACAGACAAGCGAGAGAGGCGUUGGAGGAGAGUAUGCGGGGUCGUGCAUACACACCUGCACCGUCCAUGAGCUCCCGUACGGUGGUGUCGUUCCCCGAGGAGGCCGUUCUUCAUUGUCGAUCUGGGAAUAUGGCUCUCAAAGGCAAUCUACCCGAGAAUGCAGCUGUCAGUUUUCACAAGGCGUUGGCACUCAAUCCCAUGCUAUGGGAAGCGUUCGAGGGGUUGUGUAUGCUAGGCAGAAUCCCAGAGAUUGACGAACUUUUCCCCCCACGACCUCCGCCAAUAAAGCAAAUACCACCGGACGGGGCUCAGACUAAAGUACCCAUCCCAGUGGCAACAGGUGCUGGCUUUUUCACGCCUGAUGUCGGCGGCGGUGGUAACCUGUUUCGGGCGUGGAAGCCUGAGAUCAGCCAGCCACAACCGUUUCGUUUAGACCAAGCAUUGGGAUCUCGCGACUCUAUAGCCUCCGCGGACUCUUCGUUAUUUCCUGAAGCGUCGUUUGUGCAAGGGUCUCUUCGUCCGAGUCGGUCACAACCGAUGGUCUCAUUAGCGGUGCAACCCCCAGCUGUGCGUCCCCUUUCUUCAGCAGAUGAGGCGGGCCCGGUGACCAAGAAGCUGCGCUCUGGUGUGCGGCAGCGUACGGCUCCCCCCUCAACAAACGCCGCGGACUCGAACACGAAUCUGAAGCCGUCCAAGUCUGCUGGCGCGCUGCUCCUGGGGGCGGCCGACCGCAUGAAAAGCUCAAAGACUACGGCGACGUCCUCUAGGUUACAUGCGACCGGAGCGAAGGGUGGGCGUGAACAGCAACCUCCGGUCGGCGCUGCAACCAGGCGGAGUACGCGUCUGCUCGGCGGAGGCAAUAGCAAGACGCUCGCCACAAAGCAUUCGACAUUGCGGGACCGACGGCGGGUGCAUACACGGGUGCGUUCUCGGUCGAUAGAAUCUGACAUGGACGAAGAGCCUGGUGGCCCCCUUGCUUUCACUCCACCGCCUCCAAUACCACAGUCCCCUCCAGAAGCCCCAGCCGGACCCAGUGUCCCGUCAGCGGCGCAAGAGCAGGCUGCGCAGGACUUGUACGAUGCGGAGCUAGCAGACUACCACAUAUACGAGUUAAUGCGGUCAUUUGCUCGUGCGGGCAGGGCGAUGGCCUUGUAUGACUGUCACGAAUGCCUGGAGCAUCUGGAGAAAUUGCCGUCCAAUCAUCAGCGAUCUGCGUGGGUGAUGGCCAUGGUUGGGAAGGCUCAUUACGAACUUGGUGAAUAUGUUGCAGCCGAGCGAGCCUUCGAAGCCGUGCGCAAUCUGGAGCCGUACAGGCUCACCGACAUGGAAGUGUACUCAACAUUACUCUGGCAUCUCCAACGGAAUGUCAAGCUCUCGUUUCUCGCGCAGGAGCUGUUAUCGACAGACCCACGAUCACCACAAGCUUGGAUCGCAGUCGGCAAUUGCUUCUCCCUCCUGAAGGAGCGUGCGCAAGCUUUGACGUGUUUCCAGCGGGCAGCCCAGUUGGACCCUGCUUGCGCAUAUGCCUACACGUUGAGCGGACACGAGACGAUCGACCAGGACCUUGACAAGGCGAUCAAUUUUUUCGAGUCUGCUUUACGUGCCGAUGCACGGCACUACAACGCUUGGUAUGGGCUAGGAUCAUGCUAUAUGCGAAUGAGCAAGCUGCGACUCGCCGACUACCAUUACCGCAGGGCCGCACAGAUCCACCCUCAGAACGCGGUUCUUCUAGGAUGCGUGGGGAUGGUUCACCAGCGCUGUGGGGAGCACGACAAGGCGCUGAAGUUGUUCGAUGAGGCCGUGAGUCUGUCGCCGGAGAACGCGCUUGUGCGUUAUCGACGGGCGAAGGUGCUUAUCUCGCUCAGGAGAUACAAACUGGCUGUGGAAGAUCUAGAGUACCUGCGCGAUACAUCACCGGAGGAGUCAAACGUUAUCUUCCAACUGGCGAAGGUGUACCGGCUGCUUGGGGACGAGCUGAAGAGCGCGCAGACGCUGGCUGUGGCUCGCGACGUGUCUCCGAAGAGCGUGAACAAGAUCAGGAAGCUGCUGGAGACGGUGAAGGACACGAGGUCGGAGGAGGAGGUGAUGGAUGUAGGAUGA
Messenger RNA from Sparassis crispa, 2385 nucleotides. Its product is annotated as Anaphase-promoting complex subunit 3. The record is from RefSeq and is a predicted model, not a curated record. NCBI's taxonomy places the organism in Eukaryota, Fungi, Basidiomycota, Agaricomycetes, Polyporales, Sparassidaceae. Gene Ontology annotation, molecular function: protein binding. Gene Ontology annotation, biological process: cell division. The transcript has 10 exons. Bases 1 to 2385 code for a protein of 794 amino acids.